Molecule: messenger RNA, 10600 nt
Organism: Myiozetetes cayanensis
Lineage: Eukaryota; Metazoa; Chordata; Aves; Passeriformes; Tyrannidae
Gene: ZNF618
Product: zinc finger protein 618
Exons: 17
Coding region: 153-3116 (987 amino acids)
Molecular function (GO): protein dimerization activity
Source: RefSeq, a predicted model, not a curated record
GCCCGGCGAGCCGCCCACCCGCGCAGCGGGGGCAUCGCCCCCACUCGCCGCUCCUGGGAGGGCGGGAAGGAGGCAGCGGCGGCGGCUUUGUGCGCGGCGGGCGGAUCGCAGGCCCCGGCGGCGCGGGGUUCGCCUGCUCCCGCCCCAGCCCCAUGAACCAGCCGGACGGCUCCGCUCCGGCGGCGGCGGUGCCAGCGCAGGCCGACGAGAGCAACAGCAGCGGGCAGAGGAGCUCUUCCAGCAGGGAGUGUUUGAAGAGGAGCCCACAGAGCCCGAAAGCAGAGGGCUCUGACUCGAUGACAUCUCAGUCCUCACCCAGUGAAGAGGCUGGAAUGAUGACUGAGGUGAAAGUGAAGACAGAGGUACCAGAUGACUACAUUGAAGAGGUGAUCUGGCAGGACGACACCAAAGAUUCCAAGAACAACAUCAAAGACGGGCCGGGAGAUGUUCCCGCCGAGAUCUGCGUGGUCAUAGGUGGGGUCCGCAACCAGCAGACACUCGAUGGAAAAGCAGUGGAACGUGGCUCUCCUGUUGGAUAUACACGAAAUCGAUAUGCAGGGACGUGGAUUUUUGACCAUGCAUUGAGAUACACGGCCGGGUCUUACGAGUGUGGAAUAUGUGGGAAGAAAUACAAGUAUUACAACUGUUUCCAGACCCACGUGCGAGCACACAGAGACACCGAAGCUGCCUCAGGGGAAGGAGCCUCACAAGGCAGUGCCCCUCUGGCUGCGGAAAGGGAGAAGAAGCCUCUCUCCAGAGCUGUCUUUGUGCUGCCCUGGGUGGAAUCCACAGAAACAAACAAUUUUAGGUACACAUGUGACAUUUGUGGGAAAAAAUAUAAAUACUAUAGCUGCUUCCAGGAGCACAGAGACCUGCACGCCGUGGAUGUUUUUAGUGUGGAAGGGGCCCCAGAAAACCGGGCAGACCCCUAUGACCAGGCCGUCAUCGCCGCCGACGAGGUCAAGGAGGAGGAGCCGGAGCCAUUCCAGAAGAUCGGGCCAAAAACUGGCAAUUACACCUGUGAGUUCUGUGGGAAGCAGUACAAGUACUACACUCCCUACCAAGAGCACGUGGCCCUGCACGCUCCCAUCAAGUUCUCUCGAUCUCCACUCUUCGUGGCAGUGAAGACCCAGACGAGCCAGUCCAGCAAGAAAUCUCCGGCGUCCCUAAACCGCUGCUCCAGCCUCCUGCACCGCACCCCCUCCGGGGUCCCGCCCGCCUCCCAGUCCCAGAUGUUCCGCACUCCGAAUUCGGGAUCCCCAGGAAGCAAGGCCAUCACAGCAGAAAGUGCUUUCAGCAGAAGAGUGGAAGGCAAAGCUCAAAACAACUUCGAAGAAACAAACAGCAAUUGCCAGAACUCCAGUGCUGGUCAUUCGGGGACAGAAAAACCUAAAGAAAAGAGGUGUAAGCAGAACCCAUCAGAGCCUUACACCUGUGGAGCUUGUGGAAUCCAGUUCCAGUUUUAUAACAAUCUCCUGGAGCACAUGCAGUCCCACGCAGCUGACAAUGAGAACAACAUUGCCUCCAGCCAGCCCAGGUCACCUCUGCCUGUGGUUGAAGAGAAGUGGAAACCACAGCUCCAAAGAAAUAACGCCAACAACACGUCCGCCAGCGGCUCCAUGGGGAACAGCGCGAUCCCGGAGAAGGAGCGGCAGAACAUCGCCGAGAGGCUGCUGCGGGUGAUGUGCACUGACCUGGGGGUGCUGAGCGUGGUGAGCGGCAAGGAGUUCAUCAAGCUGGCACAGACCCUGGUGGACAGUGGGGCUCGCUAUGGUGCCUUCUCUGUCACCGAGAUCCUGGGCAAUUUCAACACCCUGGCUCUGAAGCAUUUGCCUCGGAUGUACAACCAGGUGAAGGUGAAGGUCACCUGCGCCCUGGGCAGCAACGCCUGCCUGGGCAUCGGGGUCACCUGCCACUCGCAGAGCGUCGGCCCCGACUCCUGCUACAUCCUGACCGCUUACCAGGUGGAGGGCAACCACAUCAAGAGUUACGUCCUGGGAAUUAAGGGUGUAGACAUUCGAGACAAUGGUGAUUUUAUCCACCACUGGGUGCAGAAUGUGCUGUCGGAGUUUGUCAUGUCGGAGAUCAGGACGGUGUAUGUCACGGACUGCAAAGUCAACUCCUCGGCGUUCUCCAAGGCGGGCAUGUGCCUGCGCUGCUCGGCCUGUGCCUUGAACUCGGUGGUGCAGAGCGUGCUCAACAAGAGAACGCUGCAGGCUCGCAAUAUGCACGAGGUGAUCGAGCUCCUGAAUGUCUGCGAAGAUCUGGCGGGGUCCACGGGCCUCUCGAAGGAGACCUUUGGCUCCCUGGAAGAGACCUCCCCCCCGCCCUGCUGGAACUCGGUCACCGACUCCCUCCUGCUCGUCCACGAGCGCUACGAGCAGAUCUGCGAGUUCUACAGCAGGGCCAAGAAGAUGAACCUCAUCCAAAACCUGAACAAGCACCUGCUCAGCAACCUGGCAGCCAUCCUGGCUCCGGUGAAACAGGCCGUGAUCGAGCUGAGCAACGAGAGCCGGCCCACCCUGCAGCUGGUCCUGCCCACCUACGUCAAACUGGAGAAACUGUUCACUUCCAAAGCUAACGAUGCUGGCGUGGUCAGCAAACUCUGUCACCUCUUCUUGGAGGCGCUGAAGGAGAACUUCAAAGUUCACUCGGCACACAAGGUAGCCAUGAUCUUAGACCCUCAGCAGAAGCUGCGGCCCGUCCCGCCGUACCAGCACGAGGAGAUCAUUGGCAAGGUCUGUGAGUUGAUCAACGAGGUGAAAGAGUCCUGGGCAGAAGAAACAGAGUUUGAACCUUCAACCAAGAAGCCUCGUGCAGCAGGGGAAACCACAGCAGCUCAGGAAGAAGAUUGGUUUGGGAAAAAUGAAGUCUAUGAUUAUUUGCAAGAACCUCUCUUCCAGGCCACCCCUGACCUGUUUCAGUACUGGUCGUGUGUUACCCAAAAGCAUACAAAACUAGCCAAGCUGGCCUUUUGGCUCUUAGCAGUGCCUGCUGUGGGUGCCAGGAGCGAAUGUGUAAAUAUGUGUGAGCAGGCUCUCUUGAUCAAAAGGAGACGGCUACUCAGUCCAGAAGACAUGAACAAACUCAUGUUUUUGAAGUCCAACAUGCUUUAAGACUGUCUGUUAAUUAAAACAAAACUUUAAAACACUGUUCCAAACAAAGAAAAAAGAAUUUUAAGUUCUAAACACUGUGGACCUCAUUAUGAAUGCCCCUGGAAACCAAGUGCUUUUUUAUAUAUAUAUAAAAAUAUAAAUAUAUAUAAAAUUAAGUUUGAAAGGAAAGCUGAGCACGGGAGAGAGACAGCCCUCUGCCAGGAACGUGCUCCUUUCCAUAGAUAGUGUGUGGACUUGACAGACUUUCUAAUGUUUUCAAGUGGGCAGACGAAUGGGAGGCUGAUGUUCUAAAGUCUUCAGGCAGCUGAGAUCUAAAGUGACUUGAAGUUUCUUUUGUUUCUCCUCCACCCCACCUUUCCUCUUGUCCCCUGGGCCAUCUUGCCAUGGAUAAUCAGACUCCAUUGAACAGACCAGUUCUGCACUGGACUUUGCUCCUUUGAAUAACUGUACACCUUGAGGGCACUUGGCUGAGGCCUUCCUGGCACCUGGUGCACCUGUCAGGGCAGCUGUGUUCUGCCAACACUGGGACCUUCAGAAAUCAGGGAAGGGAGACUUGAAGGUUUUUGGGUUUUAAUUUUAUUUUUAUCCUUUCCAUAUUCAUUUUUUUUCCAAAAACACAAAAGUUACUCUUCUGUCUCCACUCCCAGUUUUAACUUGGUAGCCAGGGAUUAUAAGUUUGAUUUCGAACUAAGAGAAAUGGUUCAUGGCAGAAAAUGUCUGCGGUUGUUAAGUUUCUUGGCUUUAUUUUUCUACAGCAGAACUUCUUUUCUGAGCUCCCGGUGUUAAUUAGCUUUUCUGUGCAUUUUGUGCAUCAGGCAUUCUCAGACUUGUUCUAGAGUAGCCCAUUUGCAAUUAAAUAGUAUCCUUAUGGGAACCACAGCAGUUGUUCAUACAGAAAAGCCUAAAAACCAGGAAAAGUAAGUCUUGACAGCUGUGGGCCACCAAUGAGCUUGUCAGGUCUGCCAGAGAACCCUUGUACCUGAACUUUUUUGUUUAAAAGUGUCUCAGUUCCACAGAAACCAACCUUCCCAAGGCCAAGGACAAACCAAGGUGUAUGAUUUUUCAGGGGAACAAAGCUCAUCAGUUUUGUCAAAUUGGGGUUUGAAGGAAGCUUAGAGAAGUGCAUGGGCUCAAAGAUCCUUCUGAAUGUAAGUGCUCCUGACUGAGUGCAAAGAAUAUCUUCCCAUUUUUAUUUGGAAUGGUUUCCUCUAGUGGCACGAAUGUCUUUUUGAUACCUACAGUGCAUUACACUACUUGUUCUGUUGCUGACUCGUUCUGGCUGGGAAGGCCACAGGCCCUGAAACAUUCCCACGUCCUUGCUCACCCCAAAUGCAAUUGGAGAUGAUCAGAACCCAGAGCCAUCUCGGUCACUCUGCUGUCCCCCAGGGCCAGUGCUCUGUGGUGUUUCCUGCCCACAGGCACAGCUCCUGCAUCUCUGUCAGGUUUGGUGCCUCUUGGACAAUUCCCAGCCUCUCGUGCCAAACUGUUUGUUUUUCACCACUGGGACUGAGAUCCCAGAGGAAAAUGGAAGCCAGUCGUGAUUUUUUCAGUAGUGUCUCUUGCUUCCAGGAGCUGCAGUCCCAGUGGCACAGGAGGGUCAGGAGGAGGGACUGGCUCAGCUGGAGCCCCUCAGCAGCAUGAGGUGUUUGCUGGUGGCUGACAAUGCAGGAGGAAGACUGGGGGGCCCUCUUUGACGUGCUGCUGUUGACCAGAAGCUAAACCAAGAUCCCACCUGCCCAUCUCUGGCUGUAAGAGAAGUUGCACGUUCCAAGACAUGAGAAAUAGCAAACCAAAUCUCUCAGGCUUUGUGUGCAGAUGCCUUGAACCUCUCAGGCACUGACACCUGCACUGGCAUGGGACUCAGGGGCACAGUUUGGGUGCUGGAACCUUCCCCAGCCCAGGCUCACUGAGGAUAGCUCUUGGCACCCAGCUGUCUUCCACUGGCUUGAGUCUGGGUUGACCUCUUGGCACUGUUACUGGCAUCAGGGCAAAACCAGGUGUCUCCUAAAUGUUAAGUCUUGCCUAUGGACAUCACACAGCCUGCCACCCCACUGCGAGCUGCACCUGAAGAGGACCUACCAAGGCAAAGACACUUGGGCAUCUGUUUUCCCUGGCAGUGGCUGAUGGAGGUGUUGAUUAUAGGGCCACCUGUUCUUCUUGCUGGUUUUCUUUUUUCCUUUACAACUCCUGCCUGCCCAGCCACCAGCUGGGCCCGUGGUAACACAGCUCUCUGCACUUGCAUGGCAGGAGAAGCCUGUUUGAGACAAAAAUGAAGUGUCAAACAGAAACCCUGAGUGAGAUUUGUGCCAGUGACAGUGAGUUGUGUGAGCUGCUGGGCCCACAGGUACCCAACAGCAAGAAAACUUGGCUAGAGGAUGAUUCCAAAGCUUUGGAGGCACAAAGUGUGUACCACACAGCUCAGCUGAUGGCACAAGGACCAGGAUUUGUAGUUAUUUCUCCUUUUUGUGUGGUUCAUCAGAGACCAUGAGAGCUCCCAGGUUCUUUGAUGCUCAGGGGAAUGUGCAAAGUCCUUGCAUUCCUUUGGAAAGGCAGUUCCAACCCCCAGCACUCCUUUGUAAGGGGCAGAUGGAUGACUUCAGUGGGAUUUGCCAGCUGGGGCUCCUUGUGCUGCCUGUCUGUGAGGCCUUGAGGGUGGGAAGCAGGCAAGGCAGAGUUAACACAGGUGUGAAGCCCUGGCAUUGAGAACUGGGUAAAUGGCUGUGUCCAGCACAUGGAGCAGGACUGUGGCUGCACAGCCACCCUGACCUCCCAGCCCGUCUCUCCUUUUCCUCCUCACACUGUGGUUUUGGCACCAGGUCUGGAGUUUUUGCUGUGCUGACCAAAGAGAGGGAUGGACUGGCCCUCUCCCCCAUCCCAAUAACUGUGCCCUCCAAGGCUGUAGUUGCACUAAUGAUGGAUGUUAAGCAAACAUGCCUGAUGUCGGGUAGAUGCGAUUCUCCCAAAGACUAAAAAUCUCAACUUAGCUGAAAAAGCAAGAUAAAACCUAAGGCCUGAAUUGGGGCAAUCUCCUCCAGAACUCAGACUAAGAAGCUGCAGCUUUUCAUGACUCCUAAGCAUGACUCUUAACUGGGUGUUCAGCUCAGAGGAGCUGUUCAUGCUCUGCUUGCUCCCAGGCUCCCUUCUGUCUGGUACUAGACUUAAUUAGAAGCAGGGAAAUGCAUCUGUAGCACAGGUGUUCACCCUAAAUGCCAACUUUGGCUCCUUUUCCUCCUUCCAUCUUCAAGGCUUGGAUUUGCAUUCUAGGGAGCAAAAAUACUUUACCAAAGUCUGAGUUCUGGCAGCUCUUCUUCACCAGGUUAGUCCAACACAAACUGCUCUGUCCCUGCUCUGGGAUGCCUCGGGGUGUGGAGCAGCAUGUGCUACAGGGAGCACUUCCCAUCCCGGGGUGGCAGGCUGCACAGGGGAGACUGAAUUUGGCCAGAGCUGUCAUGAGGUUCUGCCCCCUUUGAGCUGGGAGAAGUCCCCAGAAUUGGGAUCAUCCUCUGUUAGGUCAUGUUGGGAAUUUGCCUUCUGCUUCUUGGUUUCCUUUACUCACACCUGAGGAACGUGUUGGGAUACGGAAAUGGAGGGUGUGUCCUCCAGGCAGUCACUUGUUCCUGCUGCUGACUCUGGGCCUGACCUUGCAGACUUCUCUUUCUGACUUCCCAGUUGGCUUUGGGAGGGUUCUGAUCUUCAGGCUGGGAGACAGGCACCAGCAGAUGAACUGUCAGAGUGAAGGACCUUCAGGUCCUGUCUGAAGAUCCUUGUUACUAGAAAACAGAGUGGGAUACAGAGGCAGAGCUCUUCAGGAGGUUUUUUCUGUGUGGCUGCAGCAACCAGAGAGCCAGGGAGAACAUGGAGCCCAGAUUUGUCUCCUGGUCUGUGCCCUCCCCAUGUCUCCAGGAGCAGGCAGUAGCUGUGGUCUGACCUGCAGGAUAGGCUUGGUGUCUCGCACCCAGCUCAGGUUCAGGUGGAGGUGAAUUUUCCUUUCUGUCCAAUCUCUCUGUGCUGAGGGUGUAUUUGAAGUAGUGAAUCUGGAAAACUUCCUGUGAAAACCAACAGUGGGGCUCAGGUUUUGUCUAAUUCAGUUGUUCGUUCAUUGCUGUUUAAACCAGUUUAACCUUGAACUAAACUGGUUUAAGCAUCCACACAAACCACCUGCACUGGUUUAUCUGCGCUUGCUGGGCAGAGAACACGUCCAGCAGCAGCUCAGGGAGUCAUGACCUUUCUGUGAAUUUUGCAAAUGAAUUUACAGCAGAUGCUCUCAAAGCUUGGGAAUGACUGAAAAUAGCAGGGAGACACUUCUGGAAAUGGCUUGAGCUCUAGAGAUGAGCUCAGCUGGUGCUAAUAAUGCCAAGGUCACAGGUUUGAUCCCCAUACAGACCAUUCACUUAAGAGUUUGGCUCGAUGGUUCCGUGACACUAAAUGAUGGUAUUGGAGGUCAUUGUUCAGUGAGAUGGCUCAGGGGGUGGGAUGGUUUUUCUCCAGGUGUCUGCAGUAACCCAGAUUAGCAUGGGAAGGAAUUACCACAACUGUUUGUGUUGGUGGCUGAGUCUGCUCAGCUUCACCCAGUGUGAGGGGCCAGUUCCACUCUGGACCCUGCAGCAGCCCAUGGUGGACACAGGAGCAGGGACUGAGACAUCCUUCUGCUCUAGGAGCACCAAGUUACUGAUGAAUCAAACAACACUAAAAGAGCAGGGCUGGGAGUGCUGCUCUGUGCCAAGGAAAGGCUUGGAUCUCUUAUGGCACCUCUCUGGCUGAGGGAGAGGCGAGGAGCUCCUGGGAGCAUUCCCACAGGACGGGACUAGUUGUGCCCUAUGGAGUAGUUAGGAAUAAAGGGAUAAAAAUAAAAAGACACUAAAGGCAGACUCUGGGAAACCUCUUCAGGGAGGAGGAAUCUGUUCACCUGGAAGGAGUUUCCUGGGGGAAUGCUUUUUGAGCUUUGCCAUUGAAGGCAAGGCUGCACAGCUCCUGGAAUUCACUCUGUGGGGCACGAGGCUGCUCUGGACCUUGCUGAGAGAAAAGGGACUGGAUGUAGGGGUGGGAAAAGCCAGUCCUGCCCAGAAGACCCAGGAGGGUUCACAGAGCAUCUUCCUCCCCAUCCUCCCACUCCUCAGUGGCACCAAACCCUUCCCAGCACUCCAAUGUAUCCAUCAACCAGGUUCCAACUGCUGAGGUGGAGAAUCGGGCUGGGGGACAGUGUUCAAUGUUUUGCUGCUUCUGCUGUGCAUUUUCUGUGCUACACCAUGGUCUUGAAUCCGUGGGAUCCACUGGGAACGCCCAGAGCCCUCGGCAGAGCCCCAGUGUCCCAUAUCAGGUAUCUCUGAAGCUGUCACUGUAGCAAUAAGAUCUCCCUGUUGCCGGUGCGUGGGACCUGUCCCCGUGCCACAGGUCACCAUCUUCCUGGGGCUUCUGGAAGUGUCACUGAGCAAACAGUAAAGCCCAGCCCAGCUGUGCUGGAACAGCCCUCAGGCCUGGGGGAGAGCCUGCCUACGCUAGGCCAGAAAUGGUGAACCAAUGACAGUGGGUUGCCCUGAAGUUUAAUUUUAUCUACUGAAUGUUUGUGUGAUUUCUGUUUCAUUUCGGUUCUGGUUUGGCUGAUUGGUUGUGUUUCUACUCCUGCUGUUACAGAGUCCUUUGUUUAUAACUUGAGGGAAGAGUUCUGCUCACACAGACAGUGGUGUAUCCAUAGACCCUUGGGGUUUCCUCAUCCGUAGGCAGCUGAGUUGGAACUUUUUAGAGUAUCUUCUGAAAAGAGGCUCUAAAUGUCUCAUUGGUGCACAACAUCAGCCAGUGACUGGCAGGAUUAGGCUGGCAGGAUUUUCUCCUUCUGUCACUGUGGCAUCACUGACAGCGGGACCCGGGUGAGCAGCACAGCCUUAACGAUGGGUGCAUUUUAGGGUGGAGUUGAUGAGCACAGGCACGUCCAACCCUUGCUUUUUACAACCAAAGUUCCUUAAAAAGACACUUCCAGCCUCAUCAGCCUUGAAUCCUUGUUCCCAUCUCUUGGGGGUUCUGGUGGUGGUCUCUGCAGUGUCUGUGCAUAGGGUGGGAUUUUUUUUUCUCCAGUGGGCUGGGGGUUGGAGGAGGGAAUAUUUUCCCCUUGCUGUCUUUGGAGAAGGACCUUUCCACUCAAGGAAGGAGGCAUGUAUUCUGGAAGGAGCAACAGUCUGUUUUCCAUGGUCCCUUGAAACUUAGGGGGCCUUUAGUAUUAUUUUCUUUAAUUCUUUAAAAGGAAAACUGGUAGUGGAUGAGCUGAACCCUUGGUGGCAGGUGACAGGUCCAGGAGGAGCACACACCACCCAGGCCGUGAGGAUUGUGGUCCACGCCGUAGCCAGACAGUGUCAUGGUGACAACCCCAGCCGUGGGAGAUCCCUGUUUGCAGCCAGGCUGGAAGGAGAAGCUGUUCCUCGCCCGUACGUCCGUUUUCCCAAACCUCCUCCGGGGGGGCCGAAUUCUUGUGGUUUCAUCAAGCAAAGAUUCACUUCUCCUGUCCCUCCUGCCCUCCCUCCCUCAGUAACUCGUGUGCAUUUCCCUCCUUUCUGUAGAUGCAGAUGUUCUAGGCAAUACCACAGACGCGCCCGCGGCCCCGCCCGCAAGCGCACUCAUGUCAUCUUAAAAAAUACAAAAAAAAAUAUACAAAAAAUAUACAAAAAAUAUCUUUUUUAGGCCAGAGUUUUCUACAGGUAUUAAUGAAUAUUUUUCUUAAUCCUUAUAAGUUUUAUGUGUUUAAUAUUUCUUAAUACCGGUAGCAUUAAUUUAUACUUUUGUAGCAACACAAUAUUUUUAUAAACCGCCACCGCUGGCUUUGUCUUCAUAACGGGAAACGUGCGGGCAGCUGGCCCCGCGCUGUACCAUGUACUGUAUUUAAAAGGUUAUCUAAUGUCACACUUGCUGUGUUAAUAAACAAAACAAAACCUGUUUGAAGUCUCAUGUAUUGUUGGUGUGGAUCAAAUGACUCACUAGAGAGCAAUAUUGCACGGGGUUGAGUUGCUGAUUUUCAUUGUGAUAUGCGAACGCUUGAGGCCAACUCAAGCUCUGAGGUUGUUUUUUUUUUUUUCCUUUUAGGAUUUUGUUUUGGUUUUGGUUUGUUUUUUUGUUUGUUUUUGGUUUUUUUUACAGCUAAAUGAAUUCAGUGCUGUUUGAAACUUAGACUGACGUCAAAUGAAAAGGAUUAUUAUAGAAAAAAAAAAUCAAGGUGUUUAAAUGUUGCUGUUUUUACAAGUCUGUUGCUGUCUGAAUGGAAAUAUUCCGUGAGAGAGGAGGAAUAGUUCCACUUAGCUUCCAAAGGGGCCGAGCGCUCCAGGCCAGAGCUCGGUUAUUUGGAAAUACCUUAGAGACAUGUUUCUGCAACAUUCUUUUCAGAGUUGAUGCCAAGGCAGAAGACAAACUGUAACUGUAAGAAAGCAUCCGUUGCUUGAGGAUUUUCAUGUCAGUGUUGUAUUUAUGGUUUUACAAUAAAACAACCUUUAGGAAAAACAAAA